CGUCUGCCUUACUUCCUUUUUUAUACUAACUUGCUUUUCAUUUUUUCAGCUCAGGUUUUACCAAGGUUGACUGUAGACCAGCUAAGAAGGAUAGAAAAGGCAACAAGCUUCUUGGUUGCUGAACGUAACUAUAGGGCUUUGGUUACAGUAGAUAACCUUCACAAAUACUGUUCAGGACCUAUCCUUUCUGCAACAGCUCGUCUUCGCGAGAGUACUUCCCAAAGACAAAUGGAGGUGGGUGCAACCAAGAAGAAUAAGAGGGUUCAGGAGGUAGCUGCUCUUGCUACAGCAACAAUUAAGGAGGGGAAGCUUCAACUUCCUAAGCCUGGUAAUAAGAGGAAGUUUGGUGUGGACACUUCCUCAAAACCCUUCGAGACCAUUACUCGUCCGAAGAAGACUCCUUCUCAUCCUUUAAUGACUCCUGGUUGUCCAGCUUUUGUUGAGUGUCCAAGGGCACCUGGCAAAGGAAAGGGAGCUCUCACUCCCCCCAAACCUCCCCUGCUCGUUAAUGAUGCUACUUAUGCUAUGGAGCAAGUCAUGUCUAUCAUCAAGGAAGAGGAUAUAAACGAUUGUGAUGAGUUCACUCCUGCAGCUAUUGGGGAGUCUGGGUUGCAUGAUCUUGCCAAGGUAUUAUCCUCUUACUUCACUUCCUUUUUUUGUUUAUCUAUUAUCUGUCUUUCAUUUAUUCAACUCCUUGUGUGCCUUUCAAGCAAUGGUGGGGAUAAAGACCAUUGAGCUAAGGUGUGGGGAUUGUGAGGAUCAAAUGAUUAAUCUUCGAAAGCAUGUAAAAAACAACAAUGAGGUCAUCAAAGAGCUACAGGGAUCUGUCAUUCCAUUGACAGAGAAAGUUGCUCUUUUGGAGGGCAAAGUGAAGGAGCUCGAGGAGUGAUGCUCUUCUCAAGCAAACCUCUUCGUUGCUGCAGAGAAGGAGAGAAUACGCCUCUUUAAAGAGUUGGAGAAACUGCGAGGGGAGCUAAGCAAUGCUGAGACGAGUGCCAUUGCUAAGUACUCUUCCUUACAAGAGUACCUUCAUGAUCUGGGUAUCCAGUAUGUGAGAGGAUUUGAACACUUUUGAGCUCAAGAUUUUGUAGCUUUUAAGGACUUAGAUUUUUCGAAGAUUGAAAUUAGUGCUGAGGAAGGUUCUACUGCAACUAUGAUAAGUGAUGGUGCUGACCAAGGGGUAGAUAGUGCUGCUGAGGAGGAAAAAGGGGACGACCAAGCUGGUCACUGGACUUUGUUUAUUUUCCGCACUUUCAUUCUUGUACUUUUGCAUUUAAUACUUUGACUUUAAGAAAAUGUUUUUGGACAUGUAUAAAUUUUAUUGAAUGUAUGGGUUUUUGUUACCUUUC
Messenger RNA from Quercus lobata, 1349 nucleotides. RefSeq lists its product as uncharacterized. Lineage: Eukaryota; Viridiplantae; Streptophyta; Magnoliopsida; Fagales; Fagaceae. Bases 229 to 735 code for a protein of 168 amino acids. The record is from RefSeq and is a predicted model, not a curated record. The transcript has 2 exons.